GCCAGGCGAUAAAAUGUAGAGGGCAGCGGGGUGAACCGAUGCUGAAGCUGCAAGGGACGCUGCUGUGGGGCAAAGGGAGGCUCCGUGUUGGGAUGAGAUGUUACUCAACCAGGGUGAAGCAAGAAAGCUGGAAACUAUGGUUACAUGAGCAGGUGGAGCUGUUGGAAGUGUUGGAAGCUAGAGUGAAGCAACUCCGGGCUGAUAACGAAUCGGACAUCCUGAAGCCCAAGAUCCAAGUAUGCCAGAUCAAGAAAUUCAAUUACUUUCAGGGUGCCGCACCCCAAACAUCUCAGGGCAAGCCCCUCCCAACGGACGAAGCCGCCCGCAUCCUCAAAGAGAAUGCUUGGAAGGCCAAAGUGAAGAGGGAAAAACAAGCCAGCAAAAUGAAGCGUUGGGCCGUGGAUGCCAAAACCUUGGAAGCGAUCCUCUGUUCUGAAACUCUGGUGGAAAAAGCUGUUAGGGACCCCCUGAAAUCUGUCAGGCAGCCUACUACAGCCGAUGGCUCCGAAGCACAGUCGAACUGCACAAUCGCCAUGACGGGGAUCCGUGUCUGGGACAGAAAUCCUGCUUCUUCUUAUGUCCAGGCCUCGGCUAAGCCUGUGCCGAUGCUUAAUGGGAGGACGCUUCCAGAAAUGAAAAUCUUCCAGGAUGAUAUUCGGAUGACCAUUUUAGCCUACAUGGACACUUCCCUGUUCAAGAACCAGAAGAGGAAAGCCUUGCAGUGCUUGUUAUAUUUCCACAAUACCCCGGGGCUGAAGAAGUUUCUGACUGUACAGAUGUUCAGUCUCCUCAUGUGUCAUUACGCCAAGCAGGUUGGGUUUUUUUUCUUCCCCCUCUUUUGCACAUACAUACUGUCAGGCUUAACCCAACUUGGUCCAUUAGGAAAGAAACACCCUUGACUCCAUUACUAAUAGCCAAUUAGUUAUAGGGAGCAAAGCCGGAUCUAAGAGUUCAUGCGCAAAUAUUUCCGGUUCCACCACAAAUGCGCGCACAACAAAAGCGCGCCUGACUAAA
This is a messenger RNA of Thamnophis sirtalis, 1014 nucleotides long. The record is from RefSeq and is a predicted model, not a curated record. Lineage: Eukaryota; Metazoa; Chordata; Lepidosauria; Squamata; Natricidae.